AUGGGAAGAAAGAAAAUUAAGAUUCAGCCUAUUGCAGACAACCGAAAUAGACAAGUGACAUUCUUGAAACGUAAACAUGGAUUGAUGAAAAAAGCAUAUGAAUUAUCAGUUCUAUGCAAUUGCGAAGUGGCUUUGAUUAUAUUCAACCCCAAAGGAAAAUUGGUGCAAUACGCAAGUUCGGAUAUGGACCAUAUCUUGAUGAAAUAUACAGAGGUAAGUUAA
Halteromyces radiatus is the source of this 222-nucleotide messenger RNA. RefSeq lists its product as uncharacterized. The record is from RefSeq and is a predicted model, not a curated record. The coding region runs from base 1 to 222 and encodes 73 amino acids. The transcript has 2 exons. Lineage: Eukaryota; Fungi; Mucoromycota; Mucoromycetes; Mucorales; Cunninghamellaceae. Gene Ontology annotation, biological process: regulation of transcription by RNA polymerase II. Gene Ontology annotation, molecular function: RNA polymerase II cis-regulatory region sequence-specific DNA binding; protein dimerization activity; DNA-binding transcription factor activity, RNA polymerase II-specific.